Messenger RNA from Echinococcus granulosus, 288 nucleotides. RefSeq lists its product as hypothetical. Lineage: Eukaryota; Metazoa; Platyhelminthes; Cestoda; Cyclophyllidea; Taeniidae. The record is from RefSeq and is a predicted model, not a curated record. Bases 1 to 288 code for a protein of 95 amino acids. The transcript is spliced from 4 exons.
AUGAGGAGUUCUUUUUUAAAUCAGUCAACCUUUCCAGUGAGGCACAAACCAAGUAUGACUUCUACUUUUGCAGCACAAAAAAAAUUGUUGAUAGAAGGUAUUUUUCGUAACUCUUUUUUCCGGACCAAAAGUAGGCUAAGAAAUGGUAAUUUUUCACUUAAAGUCACAAAUCACUACUUUUUGAAGAAAAAAAAAUAUCAAAUUCUACUGGUUAUUAAAUCAUUUAUUAAUAGUGGUUUAAUGCAUUCACAUAAUCGCAUGAAUUCAAGAGCUUUUGAAAUGGGUUAA